Cucumis melo (muskmelon) is the source of this 919-nucleotide messenger RNA. Its product is annotated as glycine-rich protein A3. The coding region runs from base 187 to 681 and encodes 164 amino acids. The record is from RefSeq and is a predicted model, not a curated record. The transcript has 3 exons. NCBI's taxonomy places the organism in Eukaryota, Viridiplantae, Streptophyta, Magnoliopsida, Cucurbitales, Cucurbitaceae.
CGUCCAAAGCGUGUUUGCUUUUUUUUUUAUUUUUAUUACUUUCCCACGAGAAAUGGAAAAUAAUUAAUUUUCUAUUUUUCUAUAUAUAUAACCAUUUCUUCAAGAAUUCAAUUCUCCUCGUCUCUAUCUUCAUAUUCCAACAACAAAAUCAUCCAUUUGAUCGUUGUUAUUAGAAGCUGAUAAACCAUGGGGGGUGGAAAAGAUAAACAUGAUGAAUCUGACAAAGGUUUAUUCUCCCAUCUGGCUCAUGGUGUUGCUCAUGGAGCUGGAUAUCCUUCCCAUGGAUACCCACCUCCUGGUGGGUAUCCACCCCCUGGAGGGUAUCCCCCACCCGGAGGAUAUCCUCCUUCUCAUGGCUAUCCACCCCAAGGAUAUCCCCCAGCUGGCUACCCUCCGGGCGCAUAUCCUCCUGGUGCUUAUCCUGGACCCUCUGCUCCACACCAUUCAGGGCACGGUGUAGCAGGAAUGCUCGCCGGAGGUGCUGCAGCUGCAGCAGCGGCAUAUGGAGCUCAUCAUGUGGCCCAUAGCGCCGGUCAUUACCCCCAUGGUGUUGCUCAUUAUGGUCACGGUCAUGGUGGAAAAUUCAAGCACCAUGGGAAGUUCAAGCACGGAAAGUUUGGGAAACACAAACAUGGGAAACACGGCAUGUUUGGUGGUGGAAAAUUCAAGAAGUGGAAGUGAUUUUCCAGCCAUCUCUUUUCACCGAGCCUUCUUCGUCGGUUGAUUUCAAGAAUGGUGUCGGUGCAGAUAGCGAGCGGCGUUGCCAUCUUCUUUCUCUAAUUUCCAUAAUGUCUUAAGACUCUGAAUUUCGUAUCUACUCUUAUUGUCUCAACUACCUUUCUAAUGGCUUGUGUACUCCUUUUACUCUUCGCUGGUUGGACAUUAAUAAUCUGGAUCCAUCUUUCCAGUUUUCACCUUA